AGCAAACUGCGGGUAAACUACAGAAAGGAAACCGGAAGUUUAUGUCGACGAACUUUUCCCUGUUUGGCGGCAGAAAACUGAAAACAUUUCGGCAGAAACUGUCCUGUAACAUCACCAGAGGGGCUCUGACGAUCACAGACACGUCGUUUGUGGUCUAAUCUUGUACUGAGUUCCGUCAGCGCGCGAGGAUGGAGGCGAACGAGGCCACAGAAGAAGAGGUUCAGGUCCAACGGACAGAUGAUCAUGUGGGAAACGAAUCUAAAACAGAGCGGGACCUCAUUUUGGAGCUGGACCGGGAGUUAUCCAGACUGACACUUGGAGGCCUGAAGCAGAAGGAACAGGCCGUGCAGGCGGAGCUCCCGGCGUCGGAGUUUGGCGUCGGCACGGAUCCAGACUGGGAAAGCCGGGUGGAGGCCGUGUUUGAGCGCAGCGCCCAGCUGGCGGAUGAGUACGAGCAGCUGAUGAAGAAGCAGGCCGAGGAAGAGGAGGCAGAGGAAAGACACAGACAGCAUCUGCAGAAAAAGAUGGAGGGGGCCGCCCAGCAGCACCAGGCUCUUCUGGAAAAACUGGAAUCUCUGAGGGUGAAGCUGCAGCUCAACAACCCCAAGGCCACCAGGAAGAGCUUCUUAACCAAGAAACAGGAAAUGAUGUCAGAGAAGGCCAAAGCUCAGGAGGAGAGGGACAGGUCAGCAAAGGAGCAGCAGGAGAGCGACAGAAAGCUGGCGGCGCUCGCAGACGAGCAGAGGGAGGAGCAGAGGAGGUGGCAGGAGGAGCUGGAGGAGCUGAGGAAGGAGAUGGAGCGCGUGAGGAAGGAGGCGGAGGAGGCCCAGCUGCAGGCCCUGAAGGACGAGGUGUCGGUGGUGGAGAAGCAGAGAGACGUGGCGCUGACCCGCAUCGAGGAGUGGCUGAAGGAGGUUAAGCAGUACCUGAGUGUCCUGCGGGCCGAGUUCCCCGAGAAGUUCCCCCAGGAGCUGGUCCGGUGGGAGAAGAAGGAGGUUCUGGUCCAGAAGAACAAGGCGGACCUGCAGAGCCGCUUCCAGGAGCUUCUGCAGCAGCUGCAGCAGGGGCGGGAGCUGGAGUCCCUCCCCCAAAUCAACAUGCCCAACCUGCCUCAGGUUCCCAUGGCUGAACUCCGCUUCCACCAGAUCGUCCAGAAGCUGCUGCGGCCUCAGCUGGCCCCCCCUCCUAAGCCUGCCAGUUCCCCGCUGCCUCCUCAGGCCCCCCCUCACUACUACCAGCCGCGGCCCCGUCAUCCACAGCCCCCCCAGUACCAAGCCCCGCCCUCCCCUCGCUUCUUCCAGCCCCCCGGUUAUCCCCCGUUUGGCGAGCCUGGCGCUCCCUUUAUGGUGCCCCGCCCUCCCAUCUUGUACCCACCCCCACAGGUUCAGACCCUGCACUCGCUGGCGCCCUCCCCUCCGCCCCCCGCUGCCGCCGCCCCCACAGCUUCCGGUCCGGCGGGUAAGCUGGACAAGCUGCUGGAGAAGCUGGGGGGGCGGUUCCCGCAGUGCAGCCGGGCGCAGCUGACGUCUCUGCUGCAGCAGGUGAAGAGCGCCCGCGGGACGCUGGCGGGGAUGUCCCACGACGAGCUCAUGGAGCAGGUGGGCCAGCGGCUGGCCCGCGGCGAGAGGACGGCCCCGGGGCCCAUCCAGAGGCCGACCCCCUCCCUGCAGAGGGCCCCCCGGAAGCUCUGCCUCAUGUGCCAGAACCACGUGGAGCCGGAGAGCAGACACCCCCUGAGCUGCUCCCACACCAUCCACAGAGACUGCAUCCAGAUGUGGCUGAGGUCCAGCAAGAACAACUCCUGCCCCUUCUGCCCCGCCAAGUGACCCCGCCCCCUCCAGAUUCGAGGGGGGUUGAGGCUGAGACUCCCCGCUCUGCCUUUGAAGGAGAAGGUUUUUAGAGAAAAAAACCACAACCCUUUUUUUAUUUUUGGGCUACAGGAACAAGAAAAGCAGACUAAAACUGUGAUGUGUCAGUCUGGAACAAAACGGCUCUAAUCUCAUCUGAAUAUAUUUUAGCACCUGACUAGAAAAUGCAGUUGGCUUCUUUUUCUUCUUCUGUACCCCCCCCCCCCCCCCCUCCUCUUAGGUAAAUCCAAACAUUAGUAUGAACUGAACGUGAUGGUGGAUAAUCUGCUGCGAUGACUCUCUCAAGCAAUCGACGAAAGCCGGCUUCUUCCUUGGAACCUUUUUUUUUUUGUUUAAACUGACCUUCACCUUUUCCUUCUUUUUCUCUUCACGCUGCUCAUAAUUGGUCAAUACGUGUUUAUGCUGAGCGGGGGGGGGGGGGGGUGGCUAAAGCUGGUUAUACGCACCGCGUGAAUGGAAUAGAGCGCCAGGUGCAACAAAAGACGAGAAGGAAAAAGGGGCAACAUUCGGAACCACUUCGCUUUAACUGAUGAGACUUUAAGAGUCUGCAGGAAAACGAUUCCAUCCAGAACCGGCUCCAGAACCAACCUGGACCUGAGAACGGAGAGAAUCUCCUAAACAGAGAAACCAGACCAGCUUCUCAGAGUUGAGACACUUUCUGACCGAAACCUUUAGGGUGAUGAACAAUCACACACAGUGGGCGGGCAUCAAUGUGUUUAACUCCGCCCACUCUGAGGCACGCCUCGGUCUGCAGUCAGGUAGUUUUACAAAAUAAAACUUCAGUUAGUAUCAGGG
Oryzias latipes (Japanese medaka) is the source of this 2663-nucleotide messenger RNA. It is a transcript of the gene rnf214, whose product is annotated as ring finger protein 214. The record is from RefSeq and is a predicted model, not a curated record. Gene Ontology annotation, molecular function: ubiquitin-protein transferase activity. Lineage: Eukaryota; Metazoa; Chordata; Actinopteri; Beloniformes; Adrianichthyidae.